This is a messenger RNA of Castor canadensis (American beaver), 3654 nucleotides long. Lineage: Eukaryota; Metazoa; Chordata; Mammalia; Rodentia; Castoridae. The record is from RefSeq and is a predicted model, not a curated record.
ACAGGAGGCAGGGGUAGAAUCUUAUAACAUCAGAGCUGGGAAGACUCUUGGGGCAAAGUUAUUGGGCUCUUUCCUUUUACAAUUUUAGGAAGCUGUGAUCCAGAGGAGUGACAUGACCUCGCCAAAGUCUCACAGCUGGUUGGUAGCAUAGCCAGGACAAGGGACCCAGACCCGCUUCAGCCAGGAGCCAGCUGACCAGACCGUGGUGGCCGGACAGCGGGCUGUGCUCCCCUGUGUGCUCCUUAACUACACUGGGAUCGUGCAGUGGACCAAGGAUGGGCUAGCCCUGGGUAUGGGUCAGGGCCUCAAAGCCUGGCCUCGGUACCAGGUGGUGGGCUCUGCAGAUGCUGGACAGUACAACCUGGAGAUCACAGAUGCCGAGCUCUCUGAUGAUGCUUCCUAUGAGUGCCAGGCCACAGAGGCUGCCCUGCGUUCCCGGAGAGCCAAACUCACCGUGCUCAUCCCUCCAGAAGACACCAGGAUUGAUGGAGGCCCUGUAAUUCUGCUGCAAGCAGGCAUCCCCCACAACCUCACAUGCCGAGCCUUCAAUGCCAAGCCUGCCGCCACCAUCAUCUGGUUCCGGGAUGGGACACAGCAGGAGGGUGCUGUGGCCAGCACGGAAUUGCUAAACGAUGGGAAGAGGGAGACCACCAUCAGUCAGCUGCUCAUCAACCCCACAGACCUGGACAUUGGGCGUGUCUUCACCUGCCGCAGCAUGAAUGAGGCCAUCCCCAGUGGCAGGGAGACUUCUAUAGAGCUCGACGUGCAUCACCCCCCUACAGUGACCCUGUCCAUUGAGCCACAGACCGUGCAGGAGGGUGAACGUGUUGUCUUUACAUGCCAGGCCACAGCUAACCCUGAGAUCCUGGGCUACAGGUGGGCCAAAGGGGGUUUCUUGAUAGAAGAUGCCCACGAGAGUCGCUAUGAAACAAAUGUGGACUAUUCCUUUUUCACGGAACCUGUGUCUUGUGAGGUUCACAACAAAGUGGGGAGCACCAACGUCAGCACUUUAGUAAAUGUCCACUUUGCCCCCCGAAUUGUAGUUGACCCCAAGCCCACAACCACAGACAUUGGCUCUGAUGUGACCCUCACCUGUGUCUGGGUUGGGAAUCCCCCCCUCACCCUCACCUGGACCAAAAAGGACUCAAACAUGGGGCCCAGGCCUCCUGGCUCCCCACCCGAGGCUGCUCUCUCUGCCCAGGUCCUGAGUAACAGCAACCAGCUGCUGCUGAAGUCGGUGACCCAGGCAGAUGCUGGCACCUACACCUGCCGAGCCAUUGUGCCUCGGAUCGGUGUGGCUGAGAGGGAGGUACCACUUUAUGUGAACGGGCCUCCCAUUAUCUCCAGUGAAGCAGUGCAGUAUGCUGUAAGGGGUGAUGGUGGCAAGGUGGAGUGUUUCAUUGGGAGCACACCACCCCCUGACCGAAUUGCCUGGGCAUGGAAGGAGAACUUCCUGGAGGUGGGGACCCUGGAACGCUAUACAGUGGAGAGGACAAACUUGGGCAGUGGGGUGCUGUCCACACUCACCAUCAACAAUGUCAUAGAGGCCGAUUUCCAGACCCACUACAACUGCACUGCCUGGAAUAGCUUCGGACCAGGCACAGCCAUCAUCCAGCUGGAAGAGCGAGAGGUGUUACCUGUGGGCAUCAUCGCUGGGGCCACAAUUGGCGCAGGCAUCCUGCUCAUCUUCUUCUUCAUCGCCUUGGUGUUCUUCCUCUACCGGCGCCGCAAAGGCAGUCGAAAGGAUGUGACCCUAAGGAAGCUGGACAUCAAGGUGGAGACUGUGAACAGAGAGCCACUCACAAUGCAUUCUGACCGGGAGGACGAUACUGCCAGCGUAUCCACAGCGACCCGGGUCAUGAAGGCCAUCUAUUCAGUGAGGUCCUUUAAGGAUGAUGUGGACCUGAAGCAAGACCUGCGCUGUGAUACCAUUGACACCCGGGAGGAGUAUGAGAUGAAGGACCCCACCAAUGGCUACUAUAAUGUACGUGCCCAUGAAGACCGCCCGUCCUCCAGGGCAGUGCUGUAUGCUGACUACCGUGCCCCUGGCACUACCCGCUUUGAUGGCCGCCCCUCAUCCCGUCUCUCCCACUCCAGUGGCUAUGCCCAGCUCAAUACGUACAGCCGGGCUCCCACCUCUGACUAUGUCCCUGAGCCUUCAUCCUCUGGCCCUGCUGCCCCAGCUGGUACUGACACAACAAGCCAGCUGUCCUACGAGAACUAUGAGAAGUUCAACUCCCAUCCCUUCCCUGGGGCAGCUGGGUAUCCCACCUACCGACUGGGCUACCCCCAGGCCCCACCUUCCGGCCUGGAGCGGACCCCAUACGAGGCAUAUGACCCCAUCGGCAAGUAUGCCACAGCCACUCGAUUCUCCUACACUUCCCAGCAUUCGGACUACGGCCAGCGAUUCCAGCAGCGCAUGCAGACUCACGUGUAGGGACCGGAGCCUGGCUGGGGCAUCUCUGCGGGGCAGAGGAGAAGGCUUUCACAGCUGUUCCCUGAUAUUCAGGGGCGUAGCUCGUUGCUCCUUUCAGCCUUCCUCCUCCCGCUGUGGCAGGUGGGGAGCAGGUCUCCCGGAAACACCCCGUCCCGAGGAUGGUGCUCUGCGCAUGCCCCAGCCUCCUGGGCCUGCCCUUCCCUCUUCUUCGGGAGGAUGUGUCUCUUCUGACCUGCACUCUUGCCUGACCCCAGCAUGGGGACAGGGAAAGUAAAGGUUGGGGAGAACAGAGGGGCCACUUUUUAGCAUUCCCUUUCUAUCCCACCCCUCUGGUCUCCCAUAAGUGGACAAGGGGGGUAGAUGGGAGUGGGCAGGCUUUGACCUAGGGGACAUGAAGUAUGGAAUAGGUGGUUCUGGUACAGACAGAUGGAAAAGGGGAUAGCCAGGCCAGUCCUUCUGUUGUCUGCCCUGGGUGCAUCUCUCCUUCCUCAGGGGACUGCAGAUGGUAUCUUGCAUUUAGUUUAGCUCUUGUCUACAAAACAGAUCUAACGCUGAGUUCAGAUCCAGCCCCCGCUUAGCUGGGAUCAAAAUGCAGUCAAUCUGGCUGCUACUCUGGACUCCUGUCAGCGUGUGAAAAUGAUCCAGAAAUCACCAGUGGCUCUGCUGCUUUUCCUUCUCCUCUGUACUGGGCCAACCAGAUGGUGGAGAAAGUAAGGUCAGGACCACAUCUUGGUUACCAUCAACAGAUCCCUGUGUGCUGCAUGGCAGUUCCCAGUUCCAACACCAGAGGGAGCAACUCAAGCCUACUCCCUGUAUUUUACUCCACUUCCUGGUUUUAACUCUUGAGCCUGUGUAGGGGGUGAUAGGGUGGUGUAGGGUGCUAAAGGCUAUUUUUCAAAGGCAACAAAAAAACAAUGAAAACCUCAUUUGGAAAGAAAAGCUGUAGGGUUCUCCCACCCAAAUACAAGUCCCAAUGGAAAGGAAAGGGGGCACCCGUCCUCUACCAGGUUCCUAACACCCACCAUUACCUUACAGUCUCCAAGCACUUUUGAGUCCAUUUUAUACAGCCAGGUGGUGAGACCUAUCACACCUGCAGGUGGGUUCUGAUAGAGUUCUUAUGGGGCCUGGUUCUCAAACUCUGCUGCCCUACCUUAGGCCCUACCAGCUGGUUAGAGACCACCUUCCAGGGGACAUGGGAGAUGCUCUCCCCAGACAAG